Messenger RNA from Coccomyxa subellipsoidea C-169, 549 nucleotides. RefSeq lists its product as hypothetical. Gene Ontology annotation, molecular function: isopentenyl-diphosphate delta-isomerase activity. Lineage: Eukaryota; Viridiplantae; Chlorophyta; Trebouxiophyceae; Coccomyxaceae. The annotation marks the transcript as partial. The record is from RefSeq and is a predicted model, not a curated record. The transcript has 4 exons. Gene Ontology annotation, biological process: isopentenyl diphosphate biosynthetic process. Gene Ontology annotation, cellular component: cytoplasm.
GCAUUGUUGACAGGCUUGAGUUGUGUUGUAGCGGAUAAAGAAGAGGAGCUCUUUGACAUUGUCGACGACCAGAACAAUGUGAUCGGUCAGGAGCGAAGAAGCGUGGUCCAUGCGCAGGGGCUGAAGCACCGUGCAGUCUACUGCUUUGUGUUCAACAGCAGAGGGGAGCUGCUGCUUCAACAACGAUCACCAAGGAAGAAGAUUGGACCCCUGCAAUGGGACCUCAGUAUUGCAGAGCAUCUGGAGCCCGGCGAAGAGUACAGACAGGCUGCAGCCAGAGGCUUGCAAGAGGAGCUGGGCAUUUCAUUAGUACUUAUGAUGCUUCGCAGGCUGGAUGGAUGGGAGGGAAGAGUGGAAGCGGACAGUGCGGAGGUGCACGCGUGGCGGUAUGUAAGUCUGGAUGACAUAAGGCUAGACAUGCAGCGCAGCCCAGACAACUACACUGCCUGGUUCAGGGACGAGUUGCACGUAACAAAUUUGUCAGAUCCCAAGAUUGGGGACGACAGAAUACUCUGGAAUUCAAAGCCUAUUCGAAAGCUGAAUGUUUGA